This is a messenger RNA of Trematomus bernacchii (emerald rockcod), 834 nucleotides long. RefSeq names its product S-adenosylmethionine-dependent methyltransferase domain-containing protein. Gene Ontology annotation, cellular component: cytoplasm; cytosol. Lineage: Eukaryota; Metazoa; Chordata; Actinopteri; Perciformes; Nototheniidae. The record is from RefSeq and is a predicted model, not a curated record. The coding region runs from base 1 to 798 and encodes 265 amino acids. Gene Ontology annotation, biological process: peptidyl-lysine methylation. Gene Ontology annotation, molecular function: protein-lysine N-methyltransferase activity. The transcript is spliced from 4 exons.
AUGGAGACAUUGUCAGAAGUCAGCCAACAUGUCCAAGAGAAGCAUCAAGUAAUGGAAAAGGAGGUGGAUGACAAACAGGAUGGGAAACUACCAGAGGAACAGGGGGUCGCAAAUGAGGCAUUAACAGACCAGAACGUGAUGGCAGGAGAGGCUCUGGACAGAAGGAACAUCUGGGAGCCGAGUGUUUACUACGCGCUGGGGAAUGAGUCUUUUUAUAUCGCAGGUCAUGACAUCAGCAUCCGCGAGUCUAUGGAUACGUUUGGUGCUCUGAUCUGGCCCGGGGCGAUAGCGUUGAGCCAGUUCUUGGAGAAUAACCAGCAGCAAUUGAACCUGAUGGACAAAGCAGUUCUGGAGAUUGGAGCUGGGACUGGCUUGCUCUCAAUAGUGGCCAGUCUGCUCGGUGCUUGGGUGACAGCUACGGACCUGCCUGACAUCUUAUCUAAUCUGAGCUUUAACCUCCUGAGGAACACGAGGGGUCGCGGCCGCUACACCCCUCAGGUGUCCGCCCUCACCUGGGCUCAGCACCUGCAGAGAGACUUCCCCUACCCGGCCUUCCACUACGACUACGUGCUCGCUGCGGACGUGGUCUACCCCCACGGAUCCAUCCAUGAACUGCUGGAGACCAUGCAGCACUUCUGCCGACCGGGGAGUCGCACGACGCUGCUUUGGGCCAACAAGAUCCGGUUCCAGUCAGAUUUAAAGUUCACGGAGAGUUUCGAGAGCAGCUUCGACACCACGCUGCUCGCCGAGCUGCCACAGCAGGAGGUGAGGAUUUACAAAGCCACAGCCAAGGAGUGACGAGGAGCUGCGGGAGGUGGAGGAUCCUGAGAUGUU